AUGGAGCAGGUCGGCGGGCCGUCGCGGCUCUCGUCCAUCACAGCAAAGUCGGUGUCGCCGACGCGAUCGAGGACAGGCGUGCCGGCGACGAUAAAGACGGUGAUCACCGAGCCCCCAUGGGCCAGAGACGAGCCCGACUCGCCCACCAACUCUGUCCACCAGCUCCAACACCAUGACUCCCACUCCCGCCCGGCGUCGAGCGUGGACAUGCUCUCGAUGGCCUCGUCCAGCAGACCCGACGGCGAACACCGCUGGUUCCCAUUCACGCGACGGCGAAACGACGGCCUCCUCCGCCCCCAUUCCUCCUCCCUCUCCACCACCGCAGAUGCCGGCCCGUCCCACCCGCGAGAGACGCGCGAGUCGAGCUCGACGGGCCGAGGGACGCUGGCGCCGUUGGUCGAAACGGGCAACUCGCCUGCGGCCGCGAACAGCCCCACAGAGCGUCAGCCGCCCGGAGGCCGAUUACGCUCUUGGGGUCUGCAUCUCAACAUGCCGCAGCCGGCGCCUAGCACAAUGGCUCAAUCUAAGACGCCCGGAUGGGACAGUCCCUGGAUGGCAAAGCCGCUCGACGAGAGUGGUAUGCCCGGUACCGGCGCCGGCACAGGACCCUCGGUCAACACCGGCAACGAGGUCAAGGCCGAGGAUCUCACUGGCUGGGCAGCAUUCAAGAAACGGACGAGGAGGUUCUUGUUGAAUAACGUCUACGUUCCGCUCCUGUUUCGUAUCGUCAACAUUGGCCUGACCACCGCCGCCCUGGGUAUCGCCAUACGACUACGCAUAAUUGAGGAGCGAGAUACCACCGUCGGUGUUUUGGGCGCGUCUCCCACCCUCGUCGUGAUCUUCGCCCCGCUAACGCUCGUGCACGUUAUGAUUGCCAUAUACCUCGAGUAUCUCGGCCGACCGCUCGGCCUAUGGCGAACGUCCGCCAAACUCGCGCAUACACUCGUGGAAGUCGUCUUCAUCUGUCUGUGGUCGGGUUCCCUGGCGCUAUGCUUGAACGACUACUUUCUCUACUUCAUUCCAUGUACAGCCCAAUCCUCACUGGAGAAGGACGCCUCGAAGCACGUACCGUGCGGACAUCAACUCAUCCUCACGUGUCUGGUCGCCAUCGGACUCGGCAUGUACUGUUUCAACCUCAUCAUCUCCCUCUUCCGCAUCUUCGAGAAGGUCAAGGUGCACAACGCCAGUCACUUCUCGACCGGAUGGGGAGGCGGAUGGAGCUCGACAUGGAGUCGCGUCGGCGCACACCUGCCAUAG
Molecule: messenger RNA, 1257 nt
Organism: Peniophora sp. CBMAI 1063
Lineage: Eukaryota; Fungi; Basidiomycota; Agaricomycetes; Russulales; Peniophoraceae
Source: the annotation of a GenBank genome assembly